AUUUGAAUCCCCUGCCUCUCUUUGAUAUUAUGAAGCCUAUAGCUGCUAAUACAAUGUUUAUCAUAUAACCUUUACUUGUGAACCAUCUUGUAUUAAAUCCUACCGCUGCUUUAGUUUCGACACAUUAAUUGGUUAUGUUGUUUUAGGUAAGAAACCUGUCUGGUGAAUGGAUAUCAGCUCCUCCAAUUUCUGGAACAUUUGUAUGCAACAUUGGUGACAUGCUAAAGAUUUACUCCAAUGGCUUGUAUGACUCAACCUUGCACUGCGUUAUCAACAAGUCUCCAAGAUAUCGGGUUUGUGUAGCAUAUUUCUAUGAGAUAAACUUCGAUACAGCAGUGGAGCCUUUGGAAACUUGUAUACAGAGGUCAGGUAGAGCUAAGAAGUUCGAAAGAGCUGUAUAUGGGGAGCAUUUGGUCAGCAAGGUCCUAACCAAUUUCAGUUAGGAGCUGAGAUGAUGAGAUGAAUGUUCUGGUGUUAUUGCUGUGAUUGCGUUCAUCUGGAGAGAGUGGGAGAAAAAUAAACUGCGAGUUGUAUUUUGUGAAGAGUAUUUGUCAUCUGGAACUUUUGUCUCAACGUCCUGUUGGUAUUUAAGAAAAUUGUUUCAGUUUUCUUGUAGUCGUGCAGUAUAACUAUAAACUGCUGGUCAUUACAAUCCUCCUUUUAGGCUUUCUUAGAAAUUAAAAUGGAGUAUCAAUUGCCAAUUCAUUAUAUAGCCUAGUGGCAGAAUUUGGGUUUGAAUGCCUUCUGCUCCACUUAUUGUAAGCAAACUAAUAAUAAUAAUAUGAGAAUAAUAAUAUAUUUUUUUUAAAAAGUAUCAAUUGCUUGCGCUA
Molecule: messenger RNA, 830 nt
Organism: Quercus robur (English oak)
Lineage: Eukaryota; Viridiplantae; Streptophyta; Magnoliopsida; Fagales; Fagaceae
Product: 2-oxoglutarate-dependent dioxygenase 33-like
Exons: 3
Coding region: 219-443 (74 amino acids)
Source: RefSeq, a predicted model, not a curated record